GUCUGCAUGUUCCAGCAUCUGACAGAAGAACUGAGACAAGAGUCAUCAAGUUCUAGAGCAAUCUGACUGAGAAUCUUCUCCAACAUCUCCAACAUCCAAAGAUGAAGAGCUUCAUUGCUGCAGUUUCUCUGGCUGUUCUUCUGACAUUUGUCUGCUUUCAGGAGAGCUCUGCUGUUCCAGUCACUGAGGUCCAUGAGCUGGAGGGAACACUGACUGAUGACAGUCCACUUCCUGCUGAUCUCAAGAUGCCAGUGACCUCAUGGAAGACGCUGUAUGACAUCAGGAAGAAGCGUGAGGCCAGAGCUGCAGGCUGUCGUUUCUGCUGUGGCUGCUGUGGAAUGAGUGGAUGUGGAGUGUGCUGUCCUUUCUGAGACCACCAGCUUCUACUUCCACCAGAUCUUCACCGCAGUCUUUCAUUAAACGAAUGUCCAUAACAUGAAUGCAUUCAUAAUAAAGAUCAGUUUGUCAUAAACAAA
Messenger RNA from Oryzias melastigma (Indian medaka), 476 nucleotides. Its product is annotated as hepcidin. Gene Ontology annotation, cellular component: extracellular region. Bases 102 to 371 code for a protein of 89 amino acids. Gene Ontology annotation, biological process: defense response to bacterium; intracellular iron ion homeostasis. The transcript is spliced from 3 exons. The record is from RefSeq and is a predicted model, not a curated record. NCBI's taxonomy places the organism in Eukaryota, Metazoa, Chordata, Actinopteri, Beloniformes, Adrianichthyidae.